Abrus precatorius (Indian licorice) is the source of this 2079-nucleotide messenger RNA. RefSeq lists its product as uncharacterized. The record is from RefSeq and is a predicted model, not a curated record. The coding region runs from base 1 to 2079 and encodes 692 amino acids. The transcript is spliced from 3 exons. Gene Ontology annotation, molecular function: RNA-DNA hybrid ribonuclease activity; nucleic acid binding. Lineage: Eukaryota; Viridiplantae; Streptophyta; Magnoliopsida; Fabales; Fabaceae.
AUGUCAUUGAAGAUUAGAGAGGAGGUCAAGAAGCAAUUUGAUGCAGGUUUUCUUGCUGUUGCCAAAUACCUUCAAUGGGUUGCUAACAUUGUGCCAGUUCCCAAGAAAUAUGGAAAAGUUCGGAUGUGUGUUGACUAUCGGGAUCUAAAUAGAGCCAGCCCUAAAGAUGAUUUUCCAUUGCCUCACAUUGAUAUGCUAGUAGAUAAUACAGCUCAACAUUCAUUUUUCUCUUUUAUGGAUGGUUACUCGAGUUAUAAUCAGAUCAAAAUAGCUAAAGAGGAUAUGGAGAAAACCACAUUCAUUACACCUUGGGGCACCUUUUGCUACAAGGUCAUGCCUUUCGGCAAGUUGUUGGGAUUCAUUGUCAGUCAAAAAGGAAUAGAGGUUGAUCCUGACAAGGCAAAAGCAAUCAUGGAAAUGCCGCCUCCUCGCACUGAAAAGGAAGUUCGUGGAUUUUUGGGGAGAUUGAAUUAUAUUGCCCGAUUCAUAUGCCAACUAGCUGCCACUUGUGAACCAAUUUUUAAGUUGUUACGGAAAAAUCAGCCGAUGGAGUGGAAUGAUGAUUGUCAAGAAGCUUUUGAGAAGAUAAAUCAAUAUUUGCAAAAUCCCCCGAUACUAGUGCCACCAGUGUCAGGGAGGCCGCUUAUUAUGUAUUUGAUAGUGUUAGAAGGAUCCAUAGGAUGUGUUUUAGGUCAGCAUGAUGAAUCGGGUUGGAAAGAGCAUGCCAUUUAUUAUUUGAGCAAGAAGUUCACUGAUUAUGAAGCUAGAUACUCUUUGUUGGAGCGAACCUGUUGUGCCUUGGCUUGGGCAGCUCGUAGGUUAAGACAAUAUUUGUUGAGUCACACGACUUGGUUGGUGUCAAAAAUGGACCCAAUCAAAUACAUCUUUGAGAAACCAGCCCUUACUGGAAGGAUUGCUCGUUGGCAGGUCCUACUGUCAGAAUAUGAUAUUGUGUAUGUUACUCAAAAAGCAAUCAAAGGCAAUGCUCUCGCAAAUUUCCUAGCUCAUCAACCGAUGAAUGAUUAUCAGUCAAUACAAUACGAAUUUUCUGAUGAAAAUAUAAUGGCGCUGUUUAAUGAGAAAGAAUCUUCAGCAAAAGACGAAUGGGUCAUGAUGUUUGAUGGUGCUUCUAAUGCACUUGGACACGGGAUUGGUGCUAUACUGAUUUCCCCAGAAAGGCAAUAUAUCCCAGUCAUAGCUAGAUUAUCAUUUGAUUGUACGAAUAAUGUAGCUGAAUAUGAAGCAUGUGCUAUGGGAAUUCAAGCAGCUAUAGGGUCAAAGAUUAAAAUUCUCAAGGUAUAUGGUGACUCAGCUUUGGUUAUUCACCAGCUGAAAGGUGAAUGGGAAACCCGAGAUGCUAAAUUGAUCCCUUAUCAAGCCUAUAUCAGGGAAUUGGUGGAGUAUUUCGACGAAAUUACUUUCCAGCAUAUUCCUCGUGAGGAGAAUCAAUUAGCCGGUUCUUUAGCCACUUUGUCAUCAAUGUUUUUAGUGAGUCAAAAGGAAGACAUGCCAUUCAUAAAGAUGCAACAACUUGAUCAUCCUGCCUAUUGUCAAAUGGUUGAAGAAGAAUCUGAUGGUAAACCUUGGUAUAAUGACAUUAAAAAUUUCCUCAAUGAAUACCCAUUAAAUGCUGUUGAAAAUGACAAAAGGACAUUGAGGAGGUUAGCAAUGAGUUUCUUUCUGAAUGGAGACGUGCUCUAUAAAAGGAAUCAUGAUAUGAUUCUGCUUAGAUGUGUGGAUGCUUCAGAAGCACGAAAGAUCAUGGAAGAGAUUCAUGAAGGUUCAUUUGGGACCCAUGCCAAUGGACAUGCCAUGGCAAAGAAGAUUCUAAGGGCUGGAUAUUAUUGGUUGACAAUGGAGGCCGAUUGCUUUCGUUAUGUGAAGACAUGUCAUAAAUGCCAGACAUGUCAUAAAUGCCAGACAUAUGCUGACAAUAUUAAUGUUCCCCCAACAAGUUUGAAUGUCUUAUCAUCGCCUUGGCCUUUUUUAAUGUGGGGAAUUGAUGUUAUUGGACCCAUUGAACCUAAAGCCUCUAAUGAAUUCCUCUCCCUAUCGCCCGAAGAUGAAUGGAGCAGUUGA